Messenger RNA from Venturia canescens, 2003 nucleotides. Its product is annotated as gustatory receptor for sugar taste 64e-like. Lineage: Eukaryota; Metazoa; Arthropoda; Insecta; Hymenoptera; Ichneumonidae. Gene Ontology annotation, molecular function: taste receptor activity. The transcript is spliced from 11 exons. The record is from RefSeq and is a predicted model, not a curated record. Gene Ontology annotation, cellular component: membrane. Gene Ontology annotation, biological process: detection of chemical stimulus involved in sensory perception of taste; sensory perception of chemical stimulus. Bases 333 to 1775 code for a protein of 480 amino acids.
CAGACCUCGGACCGAUCCGUAUGAAAAGAAUCCUCGAUCCUCGACUAGCAUCGCCGCGUCCACUUCAGUCACAUUUCGACUUCGAGUCCUGACAGAGUUGAUUGUGCUCGACAUGCGAUUUCAUCCGGCGUCAUCUCCCCUCGGCGUAAAAGCCUAAAAACAAGUUAUUCGAGGAUUCUCGGGGAGGGAAAACCAUCGGACGAGUCCGCGAGCCCAAUGGCCCCCGGUUUCAUCGCUUUUCUUUCGAGCCAAACGCCGUCCCGUCUUCGAGCUGGCCGCUCACGAGAAAACGAUGAUCUCUUGAUAAGCAACUCCAGCAGAGUUUGGUAGUUAUGGAUUCGAACGCGCUCGAGGGUCGCCAGAGUGAUACGAGACGCCGCCCGACACUCGCAUGGACGCUUUGCCGGCAAUCUUUCUCUCCUACGCUCCAACUCAAAGCAGUCAACCGCGAUCCACAAAUCGGAAGAUACGAAAACCUGAAGACGGAGGAGCUCAUUAGCGAAAUGACGACUCCCGUGCUGACGACGGGUGGGAAUUUCGUCAAAACGACCGACAGCUUGCACGCUGCUCUGAGGCCGAUCAUUAAGUUGGCACAGUGUUUUUCCCUGUUUCCGGUGAGUCAAGUCAGUAAAUCGGAUGCCUCGGAUCUCAGAUUCACGUGGCGAAGUUUCAAGAUUUUUUACGCCUGCAUCACGCUCUUGAUCUCGAUAACUCUUGUGGCCUGCAGUCUUUUGCGGAUCCUGGAGAACGGAAUCACCGCGUCGAGAAUGACGAGGCUGAUGUUCCUGGGAACGACCUUCAUGACGAAUCUUUUGUUUUUUCGUCUCGCCAUGAAUUGGCCGAGUUUCGCGACCUCCUGGGAAAGAUUCGAGCGCGAAUUGGCUCCCCGUCAUCGUCGGGUCGCCAAACUCAAUAUGGCCGCGAGAUUCAAAAUCAUCACAGCGGUCGUAAUGAUUCCUGCAAUGAUUGAACAUGCUCUCUCGAUCCUGGCGGGCUACUUGGGCGCUGUAACGUGUGCUUCGCUUCGCGGUGACACUGACAUCGCAGCGACAUAUUUUCAGUCACAAUUCCCACACGUUUUUAAUAAAACCGUGUACACUUUGUGGAAGGGAAUAGCCGUUCAAUCGAGCAACCUUCUUAGCACCUUUUCAUGGAACUUCAUGGACCUCUUUCUUAUUCUCAUAAGCACCGCUCUGGUCGAUCAAUUUCGUCAGCUCAACAAUCGUCUCUACUCGAUACGGGAAAAGCAUUGUUUCGUUGUGAAGGCAAUGCCGGAGUGGUGGUGGGCCGAGGCGAGGACCGAUUACAAUCGUCUGGCAUCGUUGACGAGACAAGUCGAUACUUACAUAUCCGGUAUCGUCGUUCUGUCAUUCGGAACGAAUCUCUGGUUCAUCUGCAUUCAACUGCUUAACUCCUUCAAUCCAUUCCCGAGCAUCAUGACGACGAUUUACUUCUGCUUUUCGUUUGGAUUUUUGUUAACACGAGCCUCGACGAUCUCUCUGUGCGCGGCAGCUGUCCACGACGAGUCUCUGCUUCCUGCACCAAUAUUGUACAGCGUUUCAGCUUCGAGUUAUUCGAACGAGGUCGUGAGGUUCCUGAUGCAGGUCACGACGGACAACAUCGGGCUGACGGGAAUGAAGUUUUUCUCAAUCACAAGAAGCCUCGUUCUCACAAUCGCUGGAACUAUCGUCACGUACGAGCUCGUGCUCGUGCAAUUCAACGGUCUCCAGCCAAGCAAUCCUUCGAACAUAACUCACGCUUGCGACGUCAACUAGACGCUUGCGUUCGAUGAGAUUCACCGUUUAUUUAAAAAUAACUUUUCACGAGCUUCUAUAGCGAUUGAAUGAAAAGAAAAUUAUCAUUUCUACAUUUGUCCUGCGAGUUGCAGUACUGUGAGAGAGAAGAAACAAAAUCAUUUAUUUUCGCUUGCAAAAACAUUGUUUUUAAACUCGAGCGAAUUUCUUCGUCGCUAUUUUUCAAAUAAAUAUUCAAGAAAAACAACA